Parascedosporium putredinis is the source of this 726-nucleotide messenger RNA. Lineage: Eukaryota; Fungi; Ascomycota; Sordariomycetes; Microascales; Microascaceae. The record is from the annotation of a GenBank genome assembly.
AUGGGUGAAUCCAGACAGGAGCUCGUCGCUUGGCUUAACCAGCUACUCCAGCUGAACAUCACCAAGGUUGAGCAAUGCGGUACCGGCGCGGCGCUAUGCCAGGUGUUCGACAGCAUUUUUAUGGAUGUCCCGAUGUCUCGAGUCAAGUUUAACGUGAACAGUGAAUACGCUUAUAUCCAGAACUUCAAGGUCCUACAAAACUGCUUCAAUAAGCACAGCGUAGACAAGCCUAUUCCCGUCGAGUCUUUGGUCAAGUGCAAGAUGCAGGACAACUUGGAGUUCCUGCAGUGGACUAAGCGGUACUGGGACCUCAACUUCCCCGACCACGACUACGACGCGGUCGCGCGCCGAAAGGGCAGCGGCAUGCCCGCCUCCGCCGGUGCGCCCCGAAUCACGAGUGCCGGCGGAGCCAGGCGAGGAGGUACGACGCCUACUGCCGGCCGCCCCAAGGUUGGCGGCGGUGGCGGCGUUGUUUCUGCCGCUCUUCAAAAGGAGAAUACCGAGCUUAAGGAGACGGUUACCGGACUGGAGAGGGAGCGAGACUUCUACUUUAGCAAACUUCGCGAUAUCGAGCUCUUGGUUCAGGCGGCCGUAGAGGACGACCCUGAGCUUGAAAAGCAAGAGGAUGGGCUCGUCAAGCAGAUCCAGAACAUCCUCUACUCGACAGAGGAAGGAUUCGAGAUUCCCGCCGAAGCGGAUGGCCUCGACGACCAAGAGACAUUCUGA